Molecule: messenger RNA, 4309 nt
Organism: Triplophysa rosa
Lineage: Eukaryota; Metazoa; Chordata; Actinopteri; Cypriniformes; Nemacheilidae
Gene: zbtb7b
Product: zinc finger and BTB domain containing 7B
Exons: 3
Coding region: 937-2496 (519 amino acids)
Biological process (GO): regulation of transcription by RNA polymerase II; positive regulation of gene expression
Molecular function (GO): RNA polymerase II cis-regulatory region sequence-specific DNA binding; DNA-binding transcription factor activity, RNA polymerase II-specific; protein binding
Source: RefSeq, a predicted model, not a curated record
UAGAUGUUUCUACAUCCCUCUUCAGCUGACUUGUCUCCAGAAUGAAAUGUUGAGUAUUUGACAUGUUGAAUCAUGCUGAGCCUUUCUUAACACCGAAUCCGAUUUAUAGAUGUGAAUAGAUUCAGAUGAGGAUGGCUGGGAUUGUUGGAACAUCGACAGAGAUAAAGUGUGUGAUUCUUCAGAGAACAUUCAAAUGGAUGUGAAAGCGUGUUUACCGCACACAUGUGGAGGUGUUCACGUGUUGAGUUCCUGUGAUAAGAAGAUCAACUUCAUACCUGCUGUCUUUUGUGUUUCUGUCCUCAUCUUUUCUCUGCUGCUUUUCUAAACAUCUUCACGUUUCACACAAUCAUAGCAGUUAAAAACGAAACCCUGAAGAGUUUGGAUGGAGAAUCUGCUGGAGGGUUCACAGAAUCCGUUUUGAAUGCUUAAGUGAUUUAGAUUCGAUGUAUCUUGAUUUUUUUGUGAUUUUAUAGAUGCGUGUGAUCUGUGUGCGUGUGUUGGAUUCCUUUGAUUUCGUGGAGCACAUGCAGACGGCAAGCGUAAGGGUUCCGACCGAGUUUAAAUCUCAAAGUGAGACUUGAUGCCUGAAAUGGAUUCAUUUGAUGGAAAAUAGUGAUUCAGUGAACGCGCUGCACAGACGACAGGGCCGGAAUCAGACGAGCGACGCUUCUUCCUGUUUGCUGCGGCUGUCGAUCCGAACGCAGGCCGAGGGAUUUUGUUUUUCGGAAACUUGCGACCGUUUCGAAACGAGAUGAUGAUGGUGAUGCGCUGGGAGCGAGGGGCGUGUGGGCGAAGGGGGGAGGGGUGUUAAACACCUUUAUGAGAAGACAGGAAGACAGACGAGAGAGAAGAACGACAGGAAGAAAAGGUUGAGAUCCCCACAGGAGAACGUCGAAGCCUGAACUGUCACAGAGAAGUCAGAAACACACGGAUGCUAUGACACAGACGUCUGUACGACUGCUGCCCUCCGCACCCAUGAGGGGCAGAACGGUGGCGAUGUCUCCAGGAGAGGACGGUCUAAUCGGGAUUCCCUUCCCUGAGCACAGCAAUGAGCUCCUGUCCCGACUCAACGCUCAGCGGCGGUCGGGGCUGCUCUGCGACCUCACGCUGACCUCACGUGGCACACGACACCCCACGCACCGCUCUGUCAUGGCCGGCGUCAGUCUGUACUUCCGCCGUCUAUUCGGGGCAGAGGAGGGUGAGGACGGAGGUGAGGGGGUGGGCGACAACUGUAGCGUGUGCCAGUUGGACUGCGUGUCACCCGACGCACUGGCUGCGCUGCUGGAGUUCGCCUACACCGCCACGCUGACCAUCCGCAGCUCGGGCAUGCGAGAAGUCUUGAAGGGGGCGCAGCUCCUGGGCAUUCAGUGUGUGGCAGAUGCCUGCCGGGACAUCCUGGGUGAGUCGGGUGACGAUCUGACGGACCCAGUGGAGGAGGCAGAACAGCUGCCGUCCCGCCGCAAACAGGACAGAUGCUCUGUGGUCAGAGCAUCGUCCCCCGUGAGACCUGCAUGGCGCAAUUCCCAUCACGAAACGGCACCCGUGUCCGAGGAAACGCCCGAGUAUGGGCUGCUUCCCACACAGGGGCGAGAAGGACACCCGCCGGCUGCUGCCGGGCAAGACGGAGCAACGCACCGGGGCAUGCCGAUAAACGGAAGUUCUCACUGGCUGCAGGAGUCCACUCUGAUUCCUUACCGACCCGAAGACAUCCCGUCAGACGAGGACGAGUCGGGCCUGAAAGGACGGGUCACGCCCCACAACAACCAACCGCACGGGGAGGGAGAAAGGGGCGGAGUAACAGUGGGAGGGGGCAGGAAGAGGAAGUCUCAGACACCGCAGCAGUGUCCCGUCUGUCAGAAGAUCAUCCACGGAGCAGGAAAGUUGCCACGUCACAUGAGAACGCACACGGGAGAGAAACCCUUUCAGUGCCCGACCUGCGGUGUCCGUUUCACACGGAACGACAAGCUGAAGAUCCACAUGAGGAAACACACGGGCGAGAGGCCGUACUCCUGCCCCAGCUGCCCCGCUCGCUUCCUGCACUCCUACGACCUGAAGAACCAUCUGUCGCUACACAGCGGCGAUCGGCCUUUUGAGUGCCCGCUGUGCCACAAGGCCUUCGCCCGCGAGGACCAUCUGCAGCGUCACAGAAAGGGCCACAGCUGCCUGGAGCUGCGCACCCGUCGCCCGCGCCACGGGAACAGGCCCCCGGACCCCGCCUCCUCGCCGACCCCCGAUCCGUUCGGCCUUCACCCCGACAGCAUGAGCGCGCUUGCGGCCGCCCGACACCUGUACGCCCAGGAAAGCCGCGGCGUGCCGGUGCAGCUGCUGGGGGCCGGGGUGCCCCUCCCUGAGAUGCUGUGGCGGCCGACGGGUGGUGAAAUGAUGAAUAAAGGCGGGGGGGACUCAUCUCCGCAUGCAUCAGUUACACGAAAACCAUGGGAGGAAGAUGAAGAGGAAGAAGAGGAAGAGAAGGUUUUCAAGGUGGAGAGAGAGUGAAAACACUGAUCUGUGUGUGUGUGGGUGAUGGGUGAAACAGGGUCUGAAACUGUUUUCUUCAGUUUGUGUGAGUAUAGAUCUGUAAGCAUGUGGUUGUUGUUCACGCUAUGCAAAAAUGAAUCCUAAAAGAGUGAUUGAACAAAGGUGACAUAGAAAGCAGGUUGAAUAAGGAUGGUGUGAUGAUGAAUUUAUGAAUCCAGUGAAGAAGAAGAAAGAGCUCUCUUACAUUUACUCUCAUUCCAAAAGAAAAGAGUUUUUGUCUCUUAGACCACAUACUGAGGCAAGUUUGAACUAUAUUUGUAUGAAUAUGACACGUCUUCAUUAUUCAGAUAUAUGUAGCCUUUAAAACGUCUCUUUCUCUGAAACUGGACCAGGCCUCAGUUUAAAAGGGCUUUUGUUGAAUCUUAAAGGAAAACGCUUGUAGUUUUUAUGUUUGUUUGUUUUACUUUGGGUUAAAGAGCUUUGAAGAAUAGAAAUGUUUCCUUUCUAUAGUAUAUGACGGACGGAGAACUCUUUUGUAUACAGCUGUAUUUAUUUAUUUGUUGGUUUGUUAUUUAUUGUGGCGUUUCGGUUAUUCUGCAUCUCUUUCUCUUGAAGUUCCUCGAGCGCCGGUGUAAAACAAACGUUCACCGUCUGGUCUGGGAUCAGUUUUGCCUUUUUUUUCCAAUAACGUCCUCAGGUAGAUGUGGUGUGAUGUCUGAUCUCUGAUCAGUGCUGUGUUUAUAUCUGCUGUUUGUCUCGCAUCACAUUAUUCUGAACGCUCAGGUGCUGUAGUGAACCGCAAAGAUUUCUGGGAUUUUUCUGCAGUCUUUUCUCUUUGCGAAGUUUUGCACACAAAAUGUCUAAAUGAAAUGGCCUCCAGUGACCAGAGUGAGACAAAGAGAAAUCUUGCCUUUAUGGAGCAAAUACACAUAUCUGAGAUAUUCAAGAUAUAAGAUGAUGUAUGAAAAUGAUUUAAGUGUAGUCAGCUUAAGUGGUGUGCUGAAGGGCUCAUGUCAGGAUGCAUUCUGGGUAAUGGAGUCGGCGGUGUGUGUAACUGUACUGUUGAACAUAGGAGAAAUGACCCAAAGUGGUUUAUUUGCACUAAUACGGGAUCUUUGUGUUUGGAAAUAUAUUCUUAUAUUCUUUAUGUUCAUAAGCAAACUAUGAUUGUAAAUCCUUAAUUUCAUAAAAAAUGACAAAAAAAAACAGCUUGACCAUGAAUAUUAAAUGCUUCUGAAAUGUAUGAUGUAAUAAGGUGACGCUGCAUUGAUUUCAUUUUAUUUGAUAUUUUGCAACUAUUCUCAGGAAAUCUUGAGCCAUGCACUAAGAGGUUAUGCAAAUGUUUGGUGAAAUAUUAAUUUAUUGUAUAUAUAAUUGUGUUCAGAAAUAUAACAUUGUUAUAAAGUAAAGUUUCGUUUACUUGCAUCUGUCAUUUAAAAAAAAGAAGUUUAGUUAAUGAUGGGAUUUAUAUGAAAAUCAAAUGAAUUUUUUUGGUUUGGCUGUGUUGUGUUCUUGUAAGGAUCGGUGCUGGUUUAUAGGUGAAGGGACCGCUGGUAAAACCCCUCUUAUUCAGGGAUAUUUUUCUGUUCAUAGAGUGAAAUCUUUCUGUUAUAAAAUGUUGUACAAAUACAGAGCAAAUAAACAAAGAUUUAUGCACAAACACAUCACGUUUUCUUUCACUCUAAAAAAAUCCGUAAAAAUAAUACAAUAUACUGGAUUAAUAUGGAGGAAUUUUCCGUGUUCAUUUUUUACAGUUGUUUUACCUGUAUUUUACAUUUUGCACUGCAUUAAAUUACAUUUUAGCAUCAACGGAAAUGUCCGUAAAAUAAAG